Messenger RNA from Thelazia callipaeda (thelaziosis nematode), 2661 nucleotides. The record is from the annotation of a GenBank genome assembly. Lineage: Eukaryota; Metazoa; Nematoda; Chromadorea; Rhabditida; Thelaziidae.
AUGGAGGGUUGUUAUUUGAAAGCAAUAGAAACACAGCCGCAGUUCGCAGUUGCGUGGUCCAAUUUGGGUUGUGUUUUCAAUGCACAAGGGGAAAUUUGGCUUGCAAUACAUCAUUUUGAAAAAGCUGUUCAGUUAGAUCCAAAUUUUCUGGAUGCUUAUAUCAAUUUGGGUAAUAACAAAAUAUGUAUUAAUUCUUACAGGUAUUCUUUCAUGAAACAAAUUUUCAGAGCAGUAGCUGCAUAUUUACGAGCGCUUAAUUUGGCAGGAAAUCAUGCUGUAGUCCAUGGGAACUUAGCAUGUGUUUAUUAUGAACAAGGGCUAAUUGAUUUGGCUAUCGACAUGUACCGAAAAGCUAUUGAGUUGCAGCCGAAUUUCCCUGAUGCAUACUGCAAUUUAGCGAAUGCUUUAAAAGAAAAAGGAUUAGUGUCAGAGGCGGAAGCUGCAUAUAAUAAAGCUCUACAGCUUUGUCCAACGCAUGCUGAUUCUCAAAAUAAUUUGGCGAACAUCAAAAGGGAGCAAGGAAAAAUUGAAGAUGCUACUCGUCUGUAUUUAAAAGCUUUAGAAAUUUAUCCCGAGUUUGCAGCUGCCCACAGUAACCUUGCUUCAAUUUUGCAACAGCAAGGCAAGCUUCAGGAUGCGAUUAAUCAUUACAAGGAAGCAAUUCGUAUAGCGCCCACGUUUGCAGAUGCAUAUUCUAAUAUGGGUAAUACACUAAAAGAAAUGGGCGAUGUUAGUGGAGCGCUACAGUGUUAUACUCGAGCUAUUCAAAUCAAUCCUGGCUUUGCUGAUGCUCAUAGUAAUUUGGCUAGCAUACAUAAGGAUUCUGGAAAUAUUCCUGAAGCAAUUCAGAGCUAUUCGACAGCACUCAAGUUAAAGCCUGAUUUCCCGGAUGCAUUUUGUAACUUAGCUCAUUGCUUGCAGAUUAUUUGUGAUUGGACGGAUUAUGACAGUCGCAUGAAGAAACUUGUUGCAAUUGUUGAUGACCAGCUUCAGAAAAAACGAUUACCAUCGGUUCACCCUCAUCACUCUAUGCUCUAUCCUCUGACACAUGCUACUCGAAUGGCUAUUGCUGCAAAACAUGCACAACUUUGCAUAGAAAAGAUUCAAGUAUGUCAUAAAUCACCAUACAAUUAUCCGGAUCGGAGCAGUGUUCGUAAGGCACAACGUUUGCGAAUCGGGUACGUAUCGUCAGAUUUCGGUAACCAUCCCACAAGUCAUUUAAUGCAGUCGAUUCCGGGAAUGCAUAAUCGUGAUAAUGUUGAGGUCUUUUGUUAUGCGCUUUCUCCAAAUGAUGGUACGAAUUUCCGGCAGAAGUUGAUGAAUGAAUCAGAACACUUUAUUGAUUUAUCGCAGAUUACAUGCAAUGGAAAAGCAGCAGAUCGUAUUCAUGAUGAUGGGAUUCAUAUUUUGAUAAAUAUGAAUGGUUAUACAAAAGGUGCUCGCAAUGAAAUAUUUGCUCUACGCCCCGCACCUAUUCAGGUCAUGUGGCUCGGUUACCCUAGCACUUCUGGUGCUCCAUUCAUGGAUUACAUAAUUACUGACUCUGUGACAUCACCAUUGGAACUCGCACAUGCUUACAGUGAGAAAUUAGCUUACAUGCCGCACACUUUUUUUAUUGGAGACCAUGCACAGAUGUUGAAGCAUCUUACUGAGCGGGUAAUUGUGAAGGAGAAGAAUGAUCCAACUCCAAUUGACAAAGAGACUGUCACUGUUGUCAAUUCAGUAAAUUUGGAGCCACUCUUGUCGAAAGCUGAGGUCAAGCCUUUUGUUCGAGAAGCUGAAGUGGCUCAUGGCCCAGAGCGUGACAUGAUUAAAACAGAAGUUGUUCUUCCUGUCAUCGAAGUGCCAACAACGGAACCGCUAAAGCAAAUGAUUGGAUCUGGCUUAAUUGCUGGUAAUGUCGAGGGCGUUCCCGUACAGAAUGGUCUUACUACCUUAAAUCAGACACACGUUAAGGCAGCAACAGGUGAGGAGGUGCCGCACACGAUUCUGGUCACUUCACGGCAGCAGUAUGGGUUACCUGAUGAUGCUAUUGUUUUUUGCAACUUCAAUCAACUGUAUAAGAUUGAUCCACCAACGCUAUCAAUGUGGUGUGAUAUUCUAAAAUUGGUGCCGAAUAGUAUUUUGUGGUUGCUUCGAUUUCCUUAUCAUGGAGAGUCCAAUGUAAUGCGAUUUUGUGCUGAGCGUGGCAUUGACACUCGUCGAAUCGUUUUUUCUAAUGUAGCUGCUAAAGAAGAGCAUGUAAGGCGUGGGCAGCUUGCAGAUGUUUGCUUAGAUACUCCACUUUGUAAUGGGCAUACGACUGGGAUGGAUAUUUUGUGGACAGGAACGCCAAUGAUCACGAUGCCUUUAGAGACGUUAGCGUCUCGUGUGGCUUCAAGCCAGUUAUAUGCACUUGGCGUACCGGAAUUAGUUGCAAAGGACAGAGAAGAUUACAUCAAAAUCGCAAAAAGAUUAGGCACCGAUAGAGAAUAUUUGAGUCAAAUUCGAGCAAAAGUUUGGAAGGCUCGAACGACAUCAACGUUAUUUAACGUUAGGCAAUACUGCUCCGACAUGGAGCGUUUACUGCAUAGAAUGUGGAAACGCUAUGCGGAUGGUUUGCAACCAGAUCAUAUAUUGUCUGAUCGUGAUGGGAGAGAUCUACUUGAUCGUGUAAGCUAG